GGCAGGUGGCAGAAAGAUUUUCAGUAUACUAGCGUGCUGCGUGAUGCGAUAUUGUGGUGAUUUUAAAAAAGUGACAAAUAAUAUAAGGCUCUUAUUUAUGAAAUUACGGUGACUCGGGGUCAUUUCUCAUCAUGCAAUCGUCGAACAUGCUGCGAAAUAAGAAAGGAGUACUCAAGCAAUUCUGCAACUGCAAGAUCUUGCGCGAUAGUAGGAUUCAGACGGAGGAUCUGUGGGUGCGAGACGGAAAGAUCGUAAAUCCGGAGAAGAUCUUCUACGAUGAGAAAAUCAAGCCAGAUAUUAGGAUAGAUUGUGGCGGCGCUUUGAUCUCACCGGGGUAUAUAGAUGUACAAAUCAAUGGAGGAUUUGGCAUAGAUUUCUCAUGCAAUCUUGACAAUGUGGAGGAAGGUAUUGCUAAAGUAGCAAAGGGUUUGCUGGAACAUGGAGUAACAUCCUUUUGCCCUACAUUGGUUACAUCUCCCACUGAAGUAUAUCACAAAAUUUUACCAAGAAUAAAGAAACAAAAUGGAAGUAGCCAUGGUGCUGGUGUACUAGGUGUUCAUAUAGAAGGACCAUUUAUUAGUCCAGACAAAAAAGGUGCCCAUCCGGAACAUUGUAUUAGAAAAUUUGAUCAGGGAUUUAAAUCAGUUAUCGAUAUGUAUGGCGAGCUGGGCAAUGUGUGCAUGUUCACAUUAGCACCUGAGAUCCCGAACGCUAUAUCUGUUAUUGAAGAGCUAUUUAGUAGAAAUAUUAAAGUAUCUCUUGGACAUUCUAUAGCAAAUUUAAGUGAAGGAGAAAAAGCAGUUAAACAUGGAGCGUCGUUUAUCACUCAUCUAUUCAAUGCCAUGUUGCCUUUUCAUCAUAGAGAUCCAGGAUUGGUUGGUCUCUUAACGUCCGAUCAAAUCCCUCCUGGAAGAAUCAUUCAUUUUGGUAUAAUCGCCGAUGGGAUUCAUACUCAUCCUGCGGCAUUGCGGAUCGCUCAUAGAACGCAUCCCGAAGGUCUUGUGCUUGUAACUGAUGCGAUAUCAGCGUUGGGUCUGGAGGAGGGAAUUCAUCAAUUAGGACAGUUAAAGAUAGAGAUACGUAAAGGAUGCGCAUAUAUCGCUGAAACAAAUACACUAUGCGGUAGCAUAGCCGAGCUUUCCGAAUGUGUGAGAUACUUUAAAGAAGCUACAGGUUGUACAGUAGUCGAAGCUUUAGAAGCGGCGACUUUACAUCCCGCAAGAACCCUUGGUAUUGAUUCUUACAAAGGUGUUCUAAAUUUUGGGGCCGAUGGUGAUUUCAUACUACUUGAUGAGAAACUGGAAUUAUUGUCGACAUGGAUUUCGGGAGAAUGUGUUUACGAGAAGAAUACCGGCAGUAAAACAAUUUGAUGCAUGAAUGUAAAUAGAUAUUCCAAUAUGAAUCUGAAUCAAUUACUGUAUAAAGCAACUGGAUGUUUUAUAACUGCAUAUUUUAUAAUUGGGUUUUGUAUAAAAUGACAAUGUGAAAGGUCCAUGAAAGAGAUAUUGUUAUAAAUAAAAAGUCUUAAACUUAUUCCAGAAAAUAGCUUUUGCUGGAAUUUUUAUAUGUUUGUACUUAUAGCUUUUUACUUGAAUAAAUACUUGUUACUUAUAAAAAUAAA
Messenger RNA from Wasmannia auropunctata (little fire ant), 1621 nucleotides. RefSeq names its product putative N-acetylglucosamine-6-phosphate deacetylase. Lineage: Eukaryota; Metazoa; Arthropoda; Insecta; Hymenoptera; Formicidae. Gene Ontology annotation, molecular function: N-acetylglucosamine-6-phosphate deacetylase activity. The coding region runs from base 132 to 1370 and encodes 412 amino acids. Gene Ontology annotation, biological process: N-acetylglucosamine catabolic process. The transcript is spliced from 8 exons. The record is from RefSeq and is a predicted model, not a curated record.